Phaethon lepturus (White-tailed tropicbird) is the source of this 2185-nucleotide messenger RNA. It is a transcript of the gene CAPN10, whose product is annotated as calpain 10. The transcript has 12 exons. Gene Ontology annotation, biological process: proteolysis. Gene Ontology annotation, molecular function: calcium-dependent cysteine-type endopeptidase activity. Gene Ontology annotation, cellular component: cytoplasm. Bases 93 to 2120 code for a protein of 675 amino acids. The record is from RefSeq and is a predicted model, not a curated record. Lineage: Eukaryota; Metazoa; Chordata; Aves; Phaethontiformes; Phaethontidae.
GGUUACAAUUCCCGUAUAAUGCUCAUUUACAUUCUAGGUAGGUACGUGGUGAUAUGAAGCCGUGGAAAUAGCCGGCAAAACUGCUUAGGAUUAUGUUGAAAAUGCUGGGAGAGAAAAAGCAAUUAAUCGUGAAAAGAGACCUUUACACUGACCCCACAUUUCCAGCCAGUGAUACCUCUAUAUUUUUUGAUUAUUGUACCCCGCUUGCUCAAUUCAGAGGCGAGAUAUCUUGGUUGAGACCUAAGGACAUUUGUUCUACUCCUCGGUUAUUUUCAAGCAAUCCCCAGGAUGUGCAAGUGAAACAAGGAAUUUUGGGAGACUGUUGGUUCCUGUGUGCCUGUGUAGCUUUGCAGAAGAGUAAAUACCUACUGAAUAAGGUAAUACCUCCAGGUCAGCCCAGCUGGACAGAUGAGUCAUACCAAGGCUGUUUCACUUGUCGAGUCUGGCAGUUUGGACACUGGGUGGAUGUAACUAUCGACGAUCGCUUGCCUUGCCUUGGUGGUAAACUCUGCUUUUCCCAGUGCCAGAUGGAGGAUUUAUUUUGGCUUCCACUAUUGGAAAAAGCUUACGCAAAAGUGCAUGGAUCUUAUGAACAGUUGUGGGCAGGACAGGUGGCAGAUGCUUUGGUUGAUCUGACUGGAGGAAUUGCUGAAAGGUGGACCCUGAAAGGCCCUGAAAGAAACAUAGAGAAAGAGAAGACUGGCAUGGUUUUGGAGAAAGUGGUGUUUAGAAGAUUAAUGAAUCUGAAGGAACAGUGUGUAAUAAGCUGCUCAGUCCUCAAUUCCAGACAAGGUGCAAGUGAACUAGGAGAAUUUCAUGCCUUUAUUGUGAUAGACAUGUUGAAUCUAUCCGAAGUGUCAGGCAAGGAAAUUUUCCUGCUACGAAUACGGAAUCCUUGGGGGAGGCGGUGCUGGAGAGGUCCCUGGUGUGAGGGUGGUCAAGGAUGGAGCCAGCUAGAUCCAGCGGUCGCCUCGGAACUGCUUUCUCAGAUCCAAGAGGGAGAGUUCUGGGUGGAUGAAGAAGAAUUUUUCAGGGAAUUUGAUGAGAUUACCAUGGGCUUUCCAGUCAAUGAGGAAGGACAACUUCAGAGCCUCUAUACAGAGAAAGUGCUGUAUUACUCGCAGAAUCUUUUUGGAUCCUGGGUGAGAGGCCAGUCUGCAGGUGGCUGCCGUAACAACAGCAGCUUCCCUACCAACCCGAAGUUCUGGCUGAGAGUCUGUGAAAAGAGUGAGGUGUGCAUUGCUCUGCUCCAGAAGCGUAGGAAAUACAGUGCUGACUGGGCCGGAAGAAUUCAAAAUCUGACUCACUUAGCAGAGGAAAAUCUAUCUUUGACUGAAGGUGUACAGGGGAAGAAUUAUCAGGCUGUGGGAUUGCAUGUCUGGAAGGUGGAGAAGAAACGAUUUAACCUUCCAAAGACCCUCUCUGCUCCUCCAGUUGUAGGUACCAUCUGCCAUUCCUAUGAUAGAGAAGUGCACGUGUGCUGUGACCUUUUGCCUGGGUUUUAUCUUGUUGUUCCCAGCACUUUCCUGAAAGAUGCAGUAGGGAAUUUCUUGCUCCGUGUAUUUUCAACGGGAAGGAUCUCUCUCAGUGAGCUAAAACCACCACCCGUAGAUGCUGCCCUCUGUGAAGAACUCCCAGCAGGUGAAUGGGAGACAACGCAGCUGCAUGGAUGCUGGAAAAAUGGGCAAAGUGCUGGAGGUAGCAGGAACUUCCCCUCCUUCCAUAUCAAUCCGUGCUUUCCCCUCUCCAUUCCUGCAGGACUAGGAAAAAGCAGUGUGAAAGUUACCCUCCGUCAGCACUGCCAAGAUAGCAAGUGUCGUCCAAUAGGUUUCCAUAUUUUCCAGGUGCCUAGCAGCAGCUGGAAACCACAUACUUCCUCAUUUCUACACUUGGAGCCACUGGUUAGCUGUGUACCUCAUUGCUAUUCCCAGGAAGUAAGCCAACUUUGCCGACUUCCUGCAGGAAGUUAUGUAAUUAUACCUUCCACGUACUUGCCCAAUACAGAAGGCAAUUUUACGGUGGUCAUAGCAACCAAAAUAGAUAGGAAGCGCAUUCACAGCCGGGAGACACUUGGACAAGUAUUGCAAGAAAUUUCAUUUACAACUGUGAUGAAAAGGUAAUCUAGGAUUCUCACACUGUCAUUUCGAGAAACAUCAGAAAGCCGAGGAAUGCCUCACUUCUUGCU